CGUAGCAUCAAGCAACCGUCUUCGUCAAAAUUAACAAUUUGACAAUUGUAAAAUGAAUAAUAGAAAUAAUAUCAGAAACGCAUGCGAAGCGCGCUCUGUGUCGUCUAUAGUAAUUCAAAAAAGAUUUAAUUAAAACUAUAAUUAAUUUCUUUUUUUGUUUACAGUGUGCUUUACAGAUUUAAAAUAAAUAUUUCUUUUUCAACAUGAUGAUAUUUUUAACACUAUUAUUAAGUAGCGAGUUAAUGUUAAUUGCUGAGACGGCUUUUAUUUUAAUGAAUCAUUUUUAUGGUAUCAACUAUCAAAAUAUAUAAAACCAAACCAUUACGAUAUCAAGUUUACAUCACAUAUUGAUGAAAACGUUGUAAUUGGAGAAUACAAAAUCAGCAUAAGCAUUCUUAACAAAACGCAAAAUAUAUUGAUCAACAACGUAUAUUCAGAAAUAUUAUAUGUUCACAAUAUAGUUUUAAGUAGAAAUUUAGAAAAAUAUCAUGAGGAUGCUAACUAUACAGUUUAUAAGUCGACAUAUAAAGUUGAAGAAAACAUAAUUGAUGUUUCUUUUGAUGAUGAGUUAUUACCAGGAAAUUACAUUUUUUAUAUUAAAUAUGCUGGUUUAACUGAUAAGUCUUUAGAAUUUUCAACGCCAAAGAAAAACUUACUUUGGUAGCUGCUUCUCAUUUUCAUAUAAUAGACAACCAACGAAUUUUGUCAUCGUGUUGGGAUCAACAGUAUUUAUUCUUAGAACCAACCUUUAACAUAUCUAUGUACAUAGAAUGUAACCAAUGCACGGCUUUGUCAAAUAUGCCAUUGCGGCAUACGGAAAAAUAUAUGAAUAAUAUGUUAUUGACACACUUCAAUACCACAUCUGGAAUUUCGCUGUAUCAUGCAACAAUAGUUGUGUCCAGUUACCCAUUACGUGUUUAUGAUACUCAAAAUAGAUACAUUCAAAUGUGGUGCAGAAGUGAAUCUAUAUUUCACAUAGAAUUUGCAAAAAAUGUAGCUGAAUAUUUCACGAUGUUCUGGAAUCAUGAUUGGAUACAACGUUUGAACGAUAUUCCGAAAGUGACUCAUGUUGCAAUUUCAAAUUUUCCUGAUAGUGACAUAAUAAUUUUCGGACUUAUUUUUUAUAACGAAAUGGAUAUUGUUUACGAUAAAAAUUUAUAUCCUGUUGCUCGCAAAAUCGAAGUAUCUCGAUUAGUAGGACAUAAAGUGACACAGCAAUGGUUUUAUAAUCUGAGCAAUCCGUGUGGAUCGGCUUUUUGCUUUAAUAAAGCUCUUACUACAUGGCUUACAACGUAUGCUCUCAAUUUGAUUUAUCCAGAUAAUGGAGCAACAAAUUUAUUUGUUGUCCAAAAUCAACAUACUUCUUUUUAUUUGGAUGAUUAUGAUAUGUGGAAUUCUACUUCACAAGAUGACAGUUUAUUGAAAAUUCGCGAAUCCAUCAGAGCACCCUGUAUACUGCGCAUGAUACAACACGCCGUAACCAAAGAAAUAUUUUGGAAAGGCAUUCGCUUAUAUACAAAUACCCAAUUUCAUCGUCAAAGUUUUAUGACUUUUUUGGAAGAAGUUGUUGCUGAUGCAAAAAAUGUAGAUAUUGAUAUAUCAUUACAAACAAUGAAAUAUUGGACUUCGGAAAAGCAUUGUCCUAUCAUCAGAAUAGAACGAGAUUAUAAUUUUACUUGGGACAGAAUGCAUAUAUCCAUACAAAAUUACGACAUAUUAAAAAUUGAUUGCUUACUUGUAACUUAUACUACUCAGACAUAUCCCAAUUUUAACGAUUUGACUGAAUACAAUUAUAUCAAGGUAUGCAACUCAACGAAUUCAUAUUCAGUAUACUUAUAUGAUGAUGGUUGGGUGAUAGUCAAUAUGCAACAAAUUGGAUAUUAUCGCGUUAACUAUGAUGAUGAGAAUUGGCAAAAAAUUUCAAAUUAUCUAAUCUCUGAUAAUUUUACGAAAAUUCAUGUUCUUAAUCGUGCCCAAAUUAUCGAUGAUGCAUUUCAUUUAGUGAUAGCAGGCCAACUCAAGGCCUCUACAUUCUGGAAUAUCAUAUCGUAUUUGGGUCAAGAAGAAGAUUAUAUAGCAUGGUAUCCUAUGUUUAAAGCUCUGGAAUACAUGUUUAAUACUUUUCCUGCUGUUAUACUGAAAGAAAGCAAUUCGUCUUAUAUGAAAAGAAUAAGAGUCGUAUUAAAUAAGGUACUUAGAAGAAUCAAAUAUGAAGAAAUUGAUGAUACAGACGAAUUUAGAAUAUGUUUGCGACAAGAAACUGCAAGAUGGGCAUGUUUUUUCGGUGACAUCAUUUGUACGAGACAAGCAAAAAAUAAAUUAGAAUACCAUCUCCAAGAUCCGAAAGAACACAGGCUUUGCCAUGGUGGACGACAUGGACAUAUUGUAGAGGUUUGAUGACAACUACGAGGAAUGAGACCACUUUUAGAUCAGUGUAUAUCAUAGGAUUGAUAAAAACUGACUUGAAAUUUUCAGAAUAUUUAGCUUGCAUUAACGAUACUAAUUUAAUCAAGGACUAUUUAAAUUUUAAACAGUACAACAACUAUACAAAACAGGAAGAUCAAUUUCUCGCUAACACUUUC
Molecule: messenger RNA, 2582 nt
Organism: Nylanderia fulva
Lineage: Eukaryota; Metazoa; Arthropoda; Insecta; Hymenoptera; Formicidae
Product: aminopeptidase N-like
Biological process (GO): peptide catabolic process; proteolysis
Cellular component (GO): membrane; cytoplasm
Molecular function (GO): zinc ion binding; metalloaminopeptidase activity; peptide binding
Source: RefSeq, a predicted model, not a curated record